UUUCAGACAAACUCUCUCGACUCAUCUUUUCUCGGAUUUCAUUCCGAGAGCUCUCAAUUGUCUUCUCUCAAACUUUUCCUCCAUAUAUAUAUCCUCCUAUAUCCUCCUAUUGUCAUGUGCGGCAUUUGGGCCAUAAUAGGCGAACAAGUCACCCCACAACAGCAGGAUGCAUUUAUGAAGAUUGUAGGACGUGGUCCAGAUCUUACAGUUUUGGAAGAAGUUCAACCGAACGUUCACCUCGGUUUCCAUCGUCUUGCAAUUGUUAUGCCCGGAGAUACUCCAAGCGCUCAACCAAUUGUCGGCGGCGGUUUGUCUGUCGUCUGCAACGGAGAAAUCUACAACCAUCAGUCUCUCAAGAUUGACUGCCCGUUCACAUUGAAAAAUGGUGGAAGUGAUUGUGCCGCGAUCAUUACGUCAUUUAUCAAGCACAAUAAAGAUCUUAAAGAGGCUUGUGCUUCAUUGGAUGGAGUAUUUGCUUUCAUUAUGGCAGAUGAUAAGAACGUCUACAUCGGAAGAGACCCGAUUGGAGUCAGACCACUUUUCUAUGGAUACAACUCAAAUGGUUCACUUCUCAUUGGCUCAGAAGUCAAGUGUAUUGAAGAAUUGUGCGAGAGAGUUGAAUAUUUUCCACCGGGAUGCUGUGCCACUAUCAGCUUGUUUGCACCAACUCGACCAGUUCAACCACAACAAUAUUACAGUGUCCCAACAAUUGCUGACCGAUUUUUAAGCAUUGAUUGCACCAAGACAUUAGUCCGUGAUGUUCUUGUAAAAUCUGUUGAGAAACGACUUAUGGGAAACAGAAAUUUUGGAUUCAUGUUGUCAGGUGGACUUGAUUCUUCAUUGAUUGCUUCAAUUGCCACACGUUUUUUAAAACAAAAACCAAUUGCUUUUUCUGUUGGAUUCGAAGAUUCACCAGAUCUUGAGAACGCGAAAAAGGUCGCAGACUAUCUGAAAAUUCCACAUGAAGUUCUCGUGAUCACCCCACAGCAAUGUAUUGAUAUUAUUCCAGAAGUAGUAUUCGCUCUGGAAACAUUUGACCCGCUGAUCAUCCGAUGUGGAAUUGCCCACUACUUGCUUUGUCAACACAUUUCAAAAAGUUCUGAUGUGAAAGUUCUGUUAUCUGGAGAGGGAGCUGAUGAACUUUUUGGAAGUUAUGCUUAUAUGCAAAGAGCUCCAAAUGCACUCCAUCUUCAUAAAGAAAUCCUCCGUAGAAUGCAUCAUCUCCACCAAUAUGACGUCCUUCGUUGUGAUCGAUCCACUUCUUGUCACGGACUCGAAAUCCGAGUUCCAUUCCUUGACAAACGAUUCAUCGAUCUUGUGAGCCGUCUUCCACCAUCAUAUAAGCUUAUGCCUAUGAAAUUAGAAAAACAUGUUUUGAGAAGUGCUUUUGAAGGAUGGCUUCCGGAUGAAGUUCUGUGGAGAAGCAAAGAAGGUUUCGCCGAGGCUCUCGGUAAAACUGAUUUGGGAGAUAUUCUCGCUGAACAUUGUGAUAAGCUGAUUUCAAAGAGUUUGUAUGAGCGUCGUGCUGAAAGAUUCCCGGACAGGACACCAGAAACAACAGAAGAAUAUUGGUAUCGCCAAAUUUUUGAGGACACCUUCGUCUAUGAUAAGAUGGGACAUUUGGUGCACACUAAAGUUUAUAGAACGGCUGCCUGGCACCGACCUGACGAGAAGGAGAAUAUGCACCUAGAAACCGAGACAUUGGAUGUAAAAACCGAUGAUCUUCUCCGACUACGACGCCGAUCAACUGGAUCACUUGGUGUUGCCUAAUCAAUUUCCAUUCACUUAUAAUUUCAUUUAGAAUAUUCUCAUUUUUGUGUCUGUAUUUUUACCCAGUUUUGCGCCUUUCAAUCCCCGUUUUCUUCCCAUUUUCUUCCCAUCCACCCAUUCCGAUCGUUCGAAUGUAUUGGUGUUGCCUUGUCCCAUUUCUGUCCCGGUUAGCAUUUCAUUUCAAUUUCUCGUCUCGCCCGAAAUUAGUACGUCGUCUAGGUUAUAACUGUGUUUCAAUGUUUUUUCUUUUCAUUUUAUUUAAUAACUUUAUUUUCAUGGACAUGACAUGUCAUUCCAUGAUUUAAUUUGCUAUUUUCCAAUGUUUCAUACAAAAAACUGUUGUACAUAAACAAGUUUUCAUU
Caenorhabditis elegans is the source of this 2132-nucleotide messenger RNA. RefSeq names its product Asparagine synthetase [glutamine-hydrolyzing] (gene asns-1). Gene Ontology annotation, biological process: L-asparagine biosynthetic process; L-glutamine metabolic process. The transcript is spliced from 7 exons. Gene Ontology annotation, molecular function: asparagine synthase (glutamine-hydrolyzing) activity. Bases 115 to 1770 code for a protein of 551 amino acids. NCBI's taxonomy places the organism in Eukaryota, Metazoa, Nematoda, Chromadorea, Rhabditida, Rhabditidae. The record is from RefSeq and is marked reviewed.